AUGGCGCCUUCUCGUCCAGUUACUUCGAUCAUCAGCCUCGAGGCGUCACCGUCAAACAGCCGGGCAAAUCGCACGUACCUCGUGUAUUUCAUCACUGGGAAUCCGGGGCUGAUUCAGUACUAUUAUACUUUUCUCACACAUCUCUUCGAUUUACUAUCUCCCAAGUUCUCAUCAUCCAUCUCAUUAAAGUUGCGAAUCUUUGGGCGCAGUCUCUCUGGUUUCGAGGUCGAUGAAGAUUCCAAGUUUCAAGAAAGUCCACCACAUGAGAAAGGACCGCCAUACGGAUUAGAAGAACAAAUUACGCAGUCUCACAAGGUGCUAGAGGACGUUGUCUGUUAUGAUCGUUUGAACGGCGGUACGGAUGUAAGAGUUAUUUUAGUAGGGCAUUCCGUAGGAGCCUACAUCCUCCUCGAAAUUAUUCGCAGGACACGAGAAAAGGCCGCCAACGAUCCAGACAAUGGGGUCAGAAUUGCAGGAGGAAUAUGUCUAUUUCCCACUGUCACGCACAUAUCACACAGUCCAAGUGGAAGGAAGAGCAGUUGGCUUCUCAACCGACUGCAUUUUGCCCAUACAGCAUCAAUCGUUGUCAAAGUUCUGACACUACUUCUGCCUUUCAGUAUGCUCUCGUUUCUCGUCAGCUCGCUGAUGUCGUUUCCGUCAGACGCAGCACGAGUGACCACUGCUUUCGUGAAGAGCAAGUAUGGGGUGAGGCAGGCACUGUACGCACGCGAUGAGAUGCUUACAAUCACGAGUGACAGGUGGGAUGCUGAGAUCUGGGGGGCAGCACACCCUUCCAAGCAUCCCCACCCCCGGCCAGCCCUACGAUUCCUAUUUGCGAAAGCGGAUCAUUGGGUUGCAGACGAGACUCGUGACGACCUCAUUAAGGUGAGAGGUCUUAGUAAGCACAGUGAUGAAGACUGGAAGCCGAUUAUGGAGGUUGACGAAGUAAGAGGCUGGCCACAUGGAUUUUGCAUAAAGCACAGUAUACCAGUCGCGGAGAGGGUGAAGAUGUAUAUUGAUGACGUCAUUCAGUCCGACCUUGAGCGGCCAUAG
Molecule: messenger RNA, 1053 nt
Organism: Lindgomyces ingoldianus
Lineage: Eukaryota; Fungi; Ascomycota; Dothideomycetes; Pleosporales; Lindgomycetaceae
Exons: 4
Coding region: 1-1053 (350 amino acids)
Biological process (GO): lipid storage
Cellular component (GO): lipid droplet
Molecular function (GO): lipase activity
Source: RefSeq, a predicted model, not a curated record